This is a messenger RNA of Salvia miltiorrhiza (redroot sage), 4209 nucleotides long. RefSeq lists its product as uncharacterized. Lineage: Eukaryota; Viridiplantae; Streptophyta; Magnoliopsida; Lamiales; Lamiaceae. Gene Ontology annotation, molecular function: nucleic acid binding; RNA-DNA hybrid ribonuclease activity. Bases 1 to 4209 code for a protein of 1402 amino acids. The transcript has 7 exons. The record is from RefSeq and is a predicted model, not a curated record.
AUGGAAAACAAGAGUAAGGAAAAUGAGGUUCGGACAAACCAUUUAUCUGAUGUUGUUAAGCCACAAUGGGUGGCAAAACAUGACGAUAUUCUUAUUGAUAAUCGUUUUCACAAACUGACUAUGGAGGAGGCUGAUCCGAAAGGCAGCAAUGCAUCACGAAGACCAAAUGGGUUCGAUCUCUCAUCUUCGGAUGAGGAGGAUGUGGAGGCUAUCUUUGAUGAGAAAGAGGAGAAAAAUAACAGAUUGGACAAUAUUGGGACCGGGGUUAUCGACAACAUUAGUCCUCUACGUCUUUCGGCUGGAGAGCAGGUGGGUAACAAGAAAGGGUCUGAGGAUGCGGAAAAUAGGAGUCCGUCUACGACCGGGGACAAAAAUAUGUUGGAAAAAUCACGGCAGAUGACGGAAAGCACUUACCCCAAUCAUGAUGAGUCAAAGAAGAAAUGUGACACUGGGAAUGGACCUCAGGAUCAUACCGAGAAUUCGGGAGGAGACAACUUUUUACAAAUAAUUCACAGCACUCCUUCUAUCACUGGAAAGGAGACGGAGCAACAAAAGAGGCGGGGAAGACCGCCAAAAACUGAGAAAAGAAAGCCAAUGAAUGAUAGUGGUAUAAAGGGGCGUCUUCGAAAAAAUGAUCAGAAGAUAAGCUCUCAAACGAUUGACUACAUUAACCAGAAAUUAUCUUCGUCGAUUGCGGCAGGUCAUCAACCUCGAGACUAUACUAUCGUGAAUGCUGGGAACCCGAGUGCGCGUUCGAUGCAUAAUGUGUCAACACAGAGUUGGGCUCAGUUGGUAGUUGUGAAUUGUCUUUGGACGCGUUACAGGUUUUUGGUGGCGAUUGUUCAUGGUUCUAAUGACUAUAUCCAACGGCGUCAACUUUGGAAUGACAUCCUUAGCUUGAAUACUGAUUCUAUUAUUGUAGCUGGAGAUUUUAAUGCUGUUAAGGGCGCUCAUGAGCGUAGCAGUAACUGUCUUCCGAAUGCGGCGUCUUGUCAGGACUUUUGUGAGUUUAUUGCGAGAUCUAGAUUGAUUGAAUCUCCGUCUGUGGGUCUCAGGUUUACGUGGUCUGGUCGGAAAUUCAUGCCCUCUCAUGUGGAGUCUCUUCUGGAUAGGGUGCUUUAUUCAGACAACUUUGCUGCUCUUUGGAAUUCUUGUUAUACUCAAAAUCUCCCUCGCAUUACAUCGGACCAUUCUCCGAUUGUCUUACGGUGUAUUAAUACUCAGCAAGGUGGUCCUAGAUUCUUUAAAUUUCAGCAUAUGUGGACUAUGCACAGUUCUUUCCAGGAUUUGGUGCGUCAAUCUUGGAUGAAGGAGGUUCAUACUCGCUGCCCCAUUUAUCUGGUGAUGGUUAAACUUAAACGUUUGAGGGAGGAGUUAAAAACCUGGAAUAAGACGGUUUUUGGUAACGUUAAUAGCAUGAUCUCGGACGCCCAACAUGAGUUGUUGGAAAUUCAGAAUCAGAUUGCUACCUCUGGUUAUACUUCACCGCUUUUUGAUCAAGAAGUUAAGCUGCAGGCUAAAGUUGGUUCGGCGUUGGCCAGACAAAAUGCCUUGCUUCAGCAAAAGUGUAGAGUCGCCUGGCUCAACGACGGGGAUCGUAACUCUGCUUUCUUUUAUGCUAUGUUAAAGUAUAAGAAGAAACCUCAUAUCAUAUCUCAUUUGUCAAUUCAGGGAGACCCGGAAUAUGACCAGGAUCGUAUCAGCCAGCAUAUUGUUGAGUAUUUUUCCACGCUGUUUGAAGAUGAGUUGCAUGAUCCGCUGGACUUUGGUUUGCUUGAGGCGGUUCUUGAUCCAGUCAUCACCAAUGACCAGAAUCAGAUGCUGGUACGUAUUCCCACUGAGGAAGAGAUCACGGCGGCAGUGUUUGGUCUGGAUUCGAAUAGCUCUUCGGGGCCAGAUGGGUUUCCAGGGAAAUUUUUUCAGAACUGUUGGGCGAUUAUCAAAGGUGAUAUCUGGGAGGUUGUGAGUACAUUUUUUAGGAAAUCUUAUUUGCCGACUAGUUGCAAUUCUAGCACUAUGGUUUUGCUGCCCAAAAAGGAUGUUGUGAGCACUGUGGCGGAUCUUCGGCCUAUUUUGCUCUCCAAUUUUUUCUUCAAAAUUAUCUCUAAGAUCUUGGCUAGUCGGUUAGGGGAGGUUGCUUUUAUUUCGGUCAGCCAUAACCAGUUUGGUUUAAUUAGUGGUAGGUCCAUCCACGACUGUAUUACGUUGGGUUCCGAAGGUGUUAACUGUAUGAAGAGAACUAAUGGAGGUGUUAAUAUGGCUUGUAAAAUCGACAUCAAAAAAGCGUUUGACACUUUGAGAUGGGAUUUCUUGCUUUCGGUGCUUAAGGUGAGCGGUUAUGAUGAUACUUUUAUUCGCUGGAUUGAGAUCAUUUUGCAUUCUGCUCGCUUCUCUAUUCUUUACAAUGGCCGCCUGCAUGAGUAUUUUUCCUGCCCUCGUGGUGUAAGGCAGGGCGAUCCUUUAUCUCCUAUUCUCUUUGGGAUUGCCGAGGAUUUCCUCAGUGUUCUUUUCAAAAAUUGUGUCACCUCUGGUCAUCUCUCCCCUAUGGUCAUGAGUAGGGAAAAUCCUUUUCCGACUCAUUUACUUUAUGCAGAUGAUAUUUUAGUGUUUUGUAAGGCGUCGGUCCGUAAUGCUGAGACGAUUAAACACAUUUUGGAGUUUUACGGUUCCUUAUCUGGCCAGAUUUGUAGCGCUCAGAAAUCCUAUAUUUAUUUUUCGAACAGGGUUACCACCCCUCUUCGUCGUGCUAUUGGUCAUAUUAUAAACUUCUCGAUUGGCAACUUCCCUUUUGUUUAUCUUGGUGUGCCGCUUUUCGUGGGCAAGAGUUCUAUUACGCAUUCUAUGAUGGUUUACCGAUGGCCUAAAUCUCUCAUCAAGGAGUUGGAUGGUUGUUGUCGCAACUUUAUUUGGACUGUAGAUACUAAAAAAGCGCCUUCGUGUCCGGUGGCUUGGGUUAGGGUAUGCGCUAUUAAAGAGGAGGGUGGGUUGGGCAUCCGUUCGUUCUCUUUGAUGAAUAAAUGCUUUCUCAUGAAACGAGCCUGGAAUAUUAUUGGGGGACAGGAUUUUGGGAUGGAAAUCAUGCGAAAACGCUAUCUCACGAAGUUUGGGCAGGUGAAGCUGCUAACUGCGCCUUCCUCGGUUUGGAUUGGUUUGCGUCAGGAGAUCUCCCCGUUGAUUAAUGACUCUUAUUGUUGUCUCGAGAACGGGAUUGAUACCAACUUCUGGACUGACGAUUGGAUAGGUUAUCAGAUCGCUCGGAAGUGUGGAGUGCCACAUUAUGCUAUGGAGUUUUUGACUUAUUCUGUGGCGGACUAUUUUUAUGACGACGUGGUUUGUGAUAUUUUGUUGAUUCCCAUUGGUGAUGAUGAUGAUAUUAGGCUGUGGAAGCCGUCUCUCCAUGGGAAGGUCACCGCUGUCUUAGCUUUUGCUCAUCACUGUCAUCCAUUUCCUAAGGAGUUGCUUCAAUGGUUCGAUAUGUCUCAUAUGUUGCAUGAUCCAGAUAUUGGUAGUGUCCUGGUGGACGCUUGGCAGAGUGCUUUCAGUUCGCAAAGACAAAGAAACCUUUGUAUCUUUGAAGAUGACAGUUGGGAUUACAGGCAGGCUAUCAAGUUCAUUAGAGUGUCUUUCCUUGAGAUUGAGCAGAAUUUCACUAAGGUUGGGCACAUGAAGAACUCCUGGGCUGAUCUUCGUAUUUUGAGAAAUAUUGGCAUUAAGGGGCGCGCGGCUCCACCAUCGAAUUUUAUUAACGUCUACUGGUGGCCGCCGUCGGGUGAUUGGAUUAAGGUUAAUACCGAUGGUUCGGCUCUUGGAACUCCGGGAAAGAUUGCUGCGGGUGGUGUGUUCCGGGAUAAAUUUAGUUUGGUUCGUGGCUGCUUUCACAUUAAUGGUGGGAUUGGUUAUGCUUUUGAAGUAGAACUUUUAGUUGUCAUUACCGCUCUUCGUCUUGCUCAUGAUCGUAAUUGGCACUAUCUGUGGAUUGAAUCGGAUUCCACGUAUAUCGUUCAGCUUCUUCACUCGCGUUCGUUAUCUGUUCCUUGGAGGUUUUUAGCGGCUUGGAAGAAGGUGAUUACUUCUCUGAGUGAUUUUCAGCUUCAUAUUACGCAUAUUUACAGAGAAGGGAACAAGGUCGUUGAUAUUCUUGCUGCGCCUAAUAUGGAGGAAGGCUGGUGGUCGACGGAAAUAGAUGCCAUCAAACUUGCGGUUCGUUAG